Heterocephalus glaber (naked mole-rat) is the source of this 393-nucleotide messenger RNA. NCBI's taxonomy places the organism in Eukaryota, Metazoa, Chordata, Mammalia, Rodentia, Bathyergidae. The record is from RefSeq and is a predicted model, not a curated record.
AUGUCUAGUUUCAGACCAUUCAGUGUCACGUUAGUGAUCUCGACAAUGGGGACCUGGUGUUUGCAACUAUUCCAGGGAGUAACAGAAAUUUUUAACUUUCCACGUGGUCCACCUCACUUCUGCCCUGAUACUUUUGGCAUCAGGUUAUUGCUUCUGGUUUUCUUCAUGGCUUUUGUCUGUGGAGUGUUGCUCUUUUGUCUCCAUCACUGGCUGAACAGUCACCAGACUGAUCCCUCAAGAAGCGCCAUGGCUGUUUUUGCUGUUGGAGAUUUGGGCACCAACUGUGGUACAGAAGCAGCUGUGAAUCCCACUGUUGGAUUUCACUUUCAAACUCAAAACCCAGAACAUCAUCCUGUUUCACAUUUUGGCACAUUAAGCCCUUCACCUUCAUAG